GACUCUUAAUUUUAACAUAUACCUGGUUCCGAAAAUGGCUGAAGGAAAUUCAGAAAUAUUCAGCGAAAAUACUGCUGAAUUAUGCCAUACUCCUACAAUUUUAUCGAUUCCAGAAGAGAUAUUAGACACCAUUUUAACUUAUCUUUCGUUUAACGAAAUAAGUGAACUGAGACCGGUUUGCCAUCAGAUCAACAAGAGAUGUCAGGCUCUGCUCAAUACAGGAUUUACCAGAGUAGACAGACUUCAUUCACAGAUACAGAAGAAAGUCAAAAGCCAGCUCCCUCGAAGAGAGUCGGAACGUAGAAAUCACCCUUUGGCCAGACAUGUAGAUAUACUUUCUGCAAUAGAAACACGUCUAUCAUUACUUAGUAUGACUUAUAUGAGAUAUAUCGAUACUGGCCUAUGCUGUUUUAUACCUGGCAAGGUACUUGAUGAAUUGUUGAAGAUUUUAAAAGCUUUACAGAGAACAACAAAACAACCAACUACAGACCAGCCUCCGAGGGCCCAUGAGUUCUUACAAGAAUUACGAGAUAUUUCUUCUAUGGCUAUGGAACACUUUGAGGAGAAAAUAGCACCAACUCUGAAAACAAGGCUUCCUGCUCUGCCAUUACCUUAUCCUUUUAAUGAUUCGUGUAGUAGUCCCGAUACAUCAGGUCAGUCGUCGCCUGUGAUAUCUUUAACAACACCGUCAGCGGUAAGAGGUCCCCCAAUAAGACAUGAACUCUCCAGACUGACUGGUCAGUUCCGAUCACAAUCUGUCGUUCUAACACAGUAUAAAAGGGAAAUAAAUGAUAUGAAAAAUCGCUGGUUAGAAACUCGUAAAAAAACAUUGGACCAGGAGAAGAAAAUUCAAAAUCAAAAGAAGAAAUUAAACGAUCAGACAGAAACUAUUAAUGAACAACAGAAGAAAAUAAAUGAACUGAAUAAAAAGAUUUUAGAAUAUGACGUAAAGUUUGAGGAUAUUUAUUCUGAAAUAACAAAACUGAAGGAAGAUAAAGAUGUGACUAGGAACAGCAGGUUACUAAUGGUCGCCGAAACUUCACCGACGAGUGCACUCAAGAGGAAACCAUUACGACAGACCAGAACAUCAACAAAACGACAGAAAACAUAGAUUAUAUACAAUUAUUGUAUACUGUAAACCAACUGACUUUCGGUAGUGAUUUAUUUUUCAUCUUUUGUGAAUCAGAAAAUGAUAUGAACAUGUCAAAUUUUGAAUUAUCCUCAUAUAAAUGCAUUGUGAAAAUAAAUCAUUAUGAAGGUGCCUAGAAAUGGCUAAAUGUGAAAUAAAGAAUUCACAAAAAUAAGUUGGUUUACCUGUACAGAAAUUGAAGGGAAGUUAUAAAUUUGGACUCAGAUCAUGGGUCAUCUAUGAUUUGAAGUCUUCAAAAAUUACUCUUAAUAAAGAUAGCGAGUUAAUUUGGGAUGAAUUUAUGAAAGUACCAACUUCCUAU
Mytilus trossulus (common blue mussel) is the source of this 1451-nucleotide messenger RNA. Its product is annotated as F-box only protein 28-like. Lineage: Eukaryota; Metazoa; Mollusca; Bivalvia; Mytilida; Mytilidae. Gene Ontology annotation, biological process: protein polyubiquitination. The record is from RefSeq and is a predicted model, not a curated record. Gene Ontology annotation, molecular function: protein binding. The transcript is spliced from 4 exons. The coding region runs from base 35 to 1111 and encodes 358 amino acids.